Molecule: messenger RNA, 686 nt
Organism: Saccostrea cuccullata (small rock oyster)
Lineage: Eukaryota; Metazoa; Mollusca; Bivalvia; Ostreida; Ostreidae
Product: tetraspanin-33-like
Exons: 5
Cellular component (GO): plasma membrane
Source: RefSeq, a predicted model, not a curated record
AUGGAAUCUUUUAGACGAACCUUCCGAAGCCGUAGGGACUACUCGGCCAUUAACCCAGUGUUGAAGUAUUUCCUUUUCUUUGAGAAUUUUCUAAUAUGGCUUGCGGGUCUUGCAAUGACAGCCAUUGGGGCUUACGUCCUUUACAUGAAGAAGAAGGUUGUUAAGGACGCGUUCGAUUUUUUCCUGGAUCCGUCCACAUUGAUGUGUACAGGCGGCGCUAUAGUCGUGUUCAUAACUUUCUUUGGCUGUAUGGGAGCUCUCAGAGAAAACACAUGCUUUCUCAAAACGUACAAUUACGUAUUGAGUUUCAUCUUUUUGGGAGAGUUGGUGCUUGUGAUCCUUAUUUUUGUGUUUUAUUACGUCCCCGAAUCUCGUCAUCAACUGGGAAUUUUCCCUCAAGAUAGCUUGAGAAAUGCAAUAAACAAAUACGGUGUCGUGGACGAUGAUGAUAUGGUCAGCUUAAUUGACAACAUACAAAAAACGUUGCAGUGCUGCGGUUUAGCUGACAGUGAGGAAGGUUAUAAAGACUGGAAUAAUAACCCGUACUACAAUUGCACGAAGCACAACCAAAGUCCAGAGGCAUGCUCAGUACCCGCGUCAUGUUGUAAAGUGAAACCGGGAGAGGAAAUAAACGUCUUAUGUGGUCGAAAAGUGAUGCAAGCAAGUGAAAAUGUAAGUAUCAUAAG